AUGGGGCCCGCGGGCAAUAAGGGAUUAUGGGGCCCCUGUGUCCUUGCCCAGACUCAAAAAAGCCUAUGAAAAAGUGUCAGUAGUGAAUGAAUAAAAGUCCAACACUCAUAUAUGCACAUAAAUGAAUCAAUAAUAAUGUCCAAAACCAUAUAACUGUUAACUGCAAGCCAGGGGCGGACUGACAACUCAUGGGGCCCCCGGGCAAUAGGGAAUCAUGGGGCCCCUGUGUCCUUGCCCACACUCAAAGCACACCCAAAAAAGCUUAUAAAAAGUACCAGGGGCAUUUCAUGGGGCCCCCUACUGACCCCCGGGCCCUCAGGCAGUGCCCUAGUGCUCGAAAUGGUCAGUCCGCCCCUGCUGCAAGCCCACAC
Messenger RNA from Staurois parvus, 371 nucleotides. NCBI's taxonomy places the organism in Eukaryota, Metazoa, Chordata, Amphibia, Anura, Ranidae. The record is from the annotation of a GenBank genome assembly.